AUGGCCGACUUCGUGCAGAAUCUCGACCCCUCCAAACUAGUUCUCGGCGGGACGGCACUCUCGUUCCUUCUCAGCCCUUUCGCGGCGCCCCCAUACAACCUCCCAAUAUUUCUGUUUGGUAUCUAUGCACAAGAGAAUACCGAAGGCGUCCAAUCAUUGCAAACUUUCACCGCGUUGCUAGGAAUAUCUCAUUUCUUUGAUGUCCUGUGGAUGAUGAACAACGAGCAGCAAGGGUUCGUAAAGUUCAUGACCGUUGUCCUUCUCCUUCUCAAGAUCCCGGUAUUCUUCGCCUUUGGUCUAACCCUCCGGCAAAGAGGCGCGCAAUUCAGUGGUUUAGGGAUAAGAGGCGGCGACUUGAGUGGUGCUACUGUUUGGUCAGGCGCCAUGCCCGGCGGCCUGGGUAACGGUUAUCAAAGUCUUGACGAAGAGUCUGUAGAUGCCCGACCAGCGCCCAAAGUGGGAGCCAACCCUCCCCCCGGACCCCCUCCUACUGGUCCAUUCCAGGUUUAG
Pleurotus ostreatus (oyster mushroom) is the source of this 510-nucleotide messenger RNA. RefSeq lists its product as uncharacterized. Bases 1 to 510 code for a protein of 169 amino acids. The record is from RefSeq and is a predicted model, not a curated record. The transcript is spliced from 5 exons. Lineage: Eukaryota; Fungi; Basidiomycota; Agaricomycetes; Agaricales; Pleurotaceae.